CGCCCAAAACAAUAAUGGCUGGUGGCAUAACGAAAGGGGGGCUCGUAACUUUUUCAGUCGGUUUAAUUUUCGGCUUCGCUUUUACAUACAUGUUUGCUUUUUCUUCGUCGAGAGGCGGUAUUGUAAGAAUUGCCCAAACACCAGAAAAGGUUUACCUGACAGGAUUUAUCCCAGAAGACCCGCAUAGCCAUGGAGAAAUGGACAAUUUUAAGGGUCCAGAAAAAUCUGUCAUGUGGAUGGAUGAUCAUUCUCAUGGCCACAUGGGUGAAUCAAGUGUUGCUGCUGAUGAACUGGCAAAGAAAGUUAGAGUUUUAUGUUGGGUAAUGACAAAUCCUUCAAACAUUCAAUCCAAAGCUAAACACGUGAAAGCUACAUGGGGAAAACGAUGUACAAUAUUAUUAUUUAUGAGUUCUGAAGUCGACAAAGAUCUCCCAGCUGUUAAACUACCAGUGUCAGAAGGACGUGACAAUUUGUGGGCGAAAACCAAAGAAGCAUUUAAGCACGUCCAUAAAUAUUAUUUAGAUCAGGCAGACUGGUUUGUAAAAGCAGACGAUGACUCAUAUUUUAUCGUAGAAAAUCUGCGGUACUUUCUAAAGGACCAUGAUCCCAACAAGCCGUUGUAUUUUGGAAGAAGGUUCAAGCCGUAUGUGUCUCAGGGGUAUAUGAGUGGAGGAGCUGGCUAUGUACUAAGUAAACAAGCUUUAGUAAACUUUGUUACGCAAGCCAUUCCAGAUGCUACGAAGUGUAGAAGUGAUCACGGGGGAGCAGAGGAUUUAGAAAUGGGUAAAUGCCUAGCGAAUGUUGGAGUUGCGGCUGGCGAUUCCAGAGAUGAGUUAGGCCGAGAAAGAUUUAAUCCUUUUAUACCAGAACACCAUUUAAUACCAGGAAUAUUACCAGCCAACAUGUGGUACUGGCAGUAUAAUUAUUAUCCCACCCAAAAUGGUCCAGAAUGUUGUAGUGACUAUGCAAUAAGUUUUCAUUAUGUGCCUCCAAAUAUGAUGUAUGUGUUGGAAUAUUUUAUUUAUCAUCUAAAACCUUUUGGUUUACGAAUUCAGCAAUCUUGUAACCAGGAAAAAACGUCUUCUUCAUCUUCUCCCGUUCAUACACCCUCAAACGAAACAUUAAAAAAUACAGAAAAACUUAUAGAAAACAACGAAAUCGAAGAAAAGAAGUCAACAAGCUAAGCCAAUGACGUUGUUAUGGGAGUUAAGACUGUUAUUAUUAUUACCAAAAACUUGUUACUUGUUAAAUAUGUUUUAUAAGCAUUUGUUUUUAACACACUCUUAAUAGUGAUAAAAAAUAAUUAAUUAUUGAGAAUUUAAUGUUUAUAUAUUUACUAAUACUAAAUAGUAUUUUAGCUGUUGAUACAAAUAUAUUUUAAACCGUGUAGAUACAUGUACAGUAUAAGUUGUAGUAUUUUUAAAUAAUUUCAUUCAUCAAAGUGUAUUAUUAUUGACAUACAUGAGCAAUAUUGGAACAAAAAGCUAACUUAAUUUACAUGAAAAACUGUUGACAGUGAGGCCAUCCCACCCCUUUGGACCACCAAAAACAUGGUGUUUUUUGUUGUUGUUGUUUUUUUUUUUUACCAGACUGUCCCUUAACUCUCUAAAUGAACCAAAAUAAUGCUGUUUAUGUAAUAAUUAAAAACACGCCAUAUCAUUCAGAUAUAUUUGUAUGUACUAUUUUAAUCUAAACACUUUUGUUAAUUUUUUGAUGUAGCUCAUCCAUAUAUGAUAAAAAAAAACCCUGCAUAUAUGUACAUGUGAACUGGCUUGUAGGAUAAUAUACAAUAGUAGAAUUAGUUUUUAAGUGUCGAGUAAUGUGAUAAACAUUAUAAAAGAAUAUGGUGUACAGUUUGUGAUGUGGUGAUGUGAUUUUUUGAUGUUCUAUUUUGUCGUUUAAUUCACAAGUUAUCUGGGUUUAUUAUCCACUUUACUUUUUACUGGUUUCUUUAUCAGAUUUAAUGAAGGUGAAGCUGGUGCAUACAUUUCACGGUUGUUUAUUCCACCUACUUGGUCUAGAAUCAGCUAACCUAAUCAAUUCCUGCUAUUCAGAAAAUUCUGAUUUCAAUAAUUUGAUUGUGUUUGGACAUAUGACUUUCUUCUACUCUAGCUUAAGUAUUACUGACCAUCCCUCCACUUUGUACCUGUUAAACCGUGUUAUUUUUACAAGGUAUCUCACUAAAUAUGCAUAUAUGUCAAACAUCAAAAACAUGUACUAUACAUGUAUUAAUUUAAAAUCUGUUGUUAUUAUGUAAUUAAUAAUAAUAUCGGGAUUUUCUAUAGUGCAUGAUUACCAAAUAUUUAGUUCCUAAUGAGCUUUAAAGUAUUUUCUCACUGGUCACAUAAAACUAUUUUGAAAAUGAUAGGUUGUCUAAUUUUAAUUGGUAAUUGACUCCAGAAAUAUAGUGCUGCAAACGCAAAAAUUGUAAAAUUUGUAUUGGUGGUGUAACAUCAAUGUUCAAAAAGACCUGCAUGUAGAAUGGGCAUGCUUGUUUGGAAAAGAUUGAACAAUUAUAUACUAUGUUCGUCUUAAUAUGUACAUGUGUGAAAUCAAUAGACACCAAGGUAAAUUUCAAAUGACCAUAACUUGGGUUAGAAUUGAUCAAUUUGGAUAAUUUUCAGAACAAACUGUUUUUCUAAUUAAAGUACAUUUACUUUCGCUUGAUUGUGACUUAAUUUAAACUUUAUUCUGCCAUGUUAGGGCUUUAACUGAAAUAUGUUAUUGUUUGGUUAUUUUCGGAUGCCUGUGCCUCACAUACCAUGGUGGAUAACAGAGUAUCCUUCACCAGCUUUCUAUUUUUAGACAGGUCAAAUAUAAUUUCACUUUUAUUCAGUCUACCCUAGUCACUUCUUGUUUUGAAUAAUGUUUUGUCACUGAUAAUGUGAUUUAUUAUGGAUAUUUAAUUUAGCAAGUGCCUGAAAUAUGUAUGGGCUAGGAUUAUAUAAUUGUAAUAUAUCAUGAUGUGUAUGACUGGUUGAUGAUAAUGCAUGUACCACCUGUGUAUACAUGUAGACAGUAUUCACAUUAAUUGCUGUCUCCAUCAGGUGAAUUACAAAAUACAAUUCUACUUGAAUUAUGAAACAAUAAAUCAGACAGUAUGAUUAUUAACUUCCCAUCGAAUAUACUAAAAUGUUUCUACAAAAAGAAAAGGCUAUACUUAUUUUAUUUACUUUUUUUUAAAAAAAGGGCCCAAAUAUCUUCCAAAUAUAGCUUUAAAAAUAGACAUCAAAUCACAAGGGAUAUUUUUUUUUGGUGAAUACACAGUUUCAUUUUAGCAUCAAUUUGUAAACAGUUAAAAUGUGGAUUACAUUUCAAUUAGAUUUUUACAUGCAAUCUUCAUGAUAUUCAUCAGGUUAGAACACGAGUAUAAAUAGACAGUAAAUUUACAUGUACAUGUAUAUUAUGUGGUCAGUUAUUUAUACAUGUACCAAUAGACAUGGUUUAAUAAUUCAGUUUUAGAUCUUAUCAGCUGUGUAGUCUCCAAUUUCAUUGUCAAUACUUUAAGGAUUUAAGCAAGCAAGAGUUUGUCAGUUUGAUUGAAUUUAAAAGGGCAGUCAGGGCCAAAUUCAGUUUUAAGGGGGAAAGGGGCUUAACAUAGAGAAAUUAACUUAAACAGUCAUUAGGUAAGAGCUAGAUUUGUUUCUUUGAGCCCUCAAUGUUAUAUAAUGUUAUAUAAAUCAUAGAUCAUAAUCAGCUCUCGAUGCCACUGGAUGCCUCCGAUUUUAAGUAGAUUAGAAUGGUUCGGCCAUUAAAUGAUUUAAUUUAAAAAUGGAGAAGCGAGGCUAAGACUCGAGUGACCAGUACAGUAGUUAUGAUCAAUGCACACAUCUUGUCAAAACUGCAGCCAUUGAUGAAUUUGCUCAAAAUAAAGUAAUUUGAAUGUAAUUUUCAAUAUAUUCAUUUUGCAUUAUCUAUUUUUGAAAUAAUACAGCGAGAACUGCCAUGACUUUAUCUAAAUCUGACAUAAUGCCCCUUUAAGUAGAAAAUAAGAAAGGGAACUAAAAUAAAUGAACAAUUCAUUGGUUCAAAAAAGCAUAUAAGUGGUUCUGAAGGUUCUGAUUUAUCAGUUUUAUUGAAUUGAGUGUACGAAUAACUUUGACUUUGUUAUUCAGUUUGUAAUAUAGGCCAAAGUGAUUUGAAUUACUGGUGAUCAAAUAAGAUGUGUUGUAAGGGCUUCAUUUCUUUAAAUUAUGCACAUCACUUUUUAAGUUUUAUAUUAUGUUUUUGUACUGCUGUAAAAGACAUUCAUUAUUGUAUUCACCCUAAAUAAAAGCCCAGCCAAAGAAUAUUAAAGAAGUUAGAUUAGUUUUUAUAAGCCCACACUAAAAUUCAGCCAAGCGGGAAGUAGGCUAUAGGUAGUGCUAAAAUGUGUUCUGCUUCACUGUUUGAAAUGGACUGGAUCUCCUGGAAAAGUUAGGUUACUUCUGGUGGAAUGAAAGCAAUAGAUACAAAUGUACAUAAACUUAGAAUGACCAAUAGUAAAAGUACCUUUAAUAUAAUCUUAAACUGUAUAUUUGAGUUUAUUCUGGCUUGUCCCUUUAAGGUGUUUAGAAGGUGAUACUUCAAAUUUUGGCUAUAAGUAAUUUGUUAAAAUGAUAGUAGUUCAGUUGUAUCUAUUUAAUGUCUUUGUUUACAGUUUGGAGAGCAAGACAAUAAGUUAUUAUAUUUAUAUUGAGAGUGUCUAUCCAAAGUGCUGUAUUAAUUAUAUUAGGCCUUUAUACAACUUAAAAUACAGAUACACUAUCCCCCCAUGAAUUCAUCAUUUUGAAAAACAUUUAUAAAUAAUAUACAGUUGGCACAUGGCUUGAACUAUUAUUUCAAAUAAUGGUACGCUAACAUAAAAUGAUAAGGUCACAUCUGUAUUUUAAAGUCAUGGGUAUAACGUAAUAUCACUGAUCAUCAUUUGUAUUUUUCACAGCUUAGUUCAAGUUAGAAUAUACUCAAUUUGAUUAAAAAAAAUUUGUAAUUAAAAUUCAACAGUAGAUAAUCUCCCAGCUUGGAUUCAGUAGGAUUAAACAGAGGCCCAUCAAAGAUGUUCACUAAGAUUGUAGAUGGCACUUGCUGAAUGUUGAAAAAUUUUCAGUUCAUCAUAUCUUUCUAAACAGAAACUGGAAUUAAACCAUUUUUGGACUGAUAUUUCUUUUAAAGAACCAACUUUCACAGAAUAGUAAUUUGCAACAAAUUAAACUUCCCUAAAAUGGUGAUCAGAGACUCUAAGGUACAUGUAUUAUACGGUAUAUAUAAUAAAUCUAAAUCUUAUGUAAAAUUUGUUGCCAGUGGAAUAGGGUUUAUUCAGUGUGCUGUAUGUAAUUUAACAUCUUUGUGUUAAAAUAUUUUAUUGUAUUGUGUUAAUAUAUAUAUUUAUUUUUGAUGUAUAUAAUGUACAAAGGAUAUUGCUAUUUUAAAUUAUAGUGACCAAUUUGAUAUUUUAUCAAUGAAAAGUGAAUUUCAGCAGACUAAAUUAUUUAGGUUGUAUAAAAAUAGCUAAUUUAUUUCAUAGUUCCAUAUUUUGUAUCCUCUUUCCUACCCCUAAACUACAAACUUACAGGAAUCAUUAUUACUCUUGUUACUGUUUUAAAUAAUAUUUUUUUUGGGGGGGGGGGGGUAUCUGGAUUUUUAAAUUGUGCCCUCCACUCAGUGGCGUGGUGGGACAGGGAGCAAGAUUUUAUAAUGGUGUCUUUGUGAGGGUAGUAUCUGGAGAGUGUUGUAAGUCCAUGAAAGAUUUUGUGUUUUUAACUUUUUUAACUGUUAAAAUUGUAGCAACCUUUCACAGUCUAAGGAGCAGAAUUUAUUUCUCAUUGCCAACUCAUAUUCUGCGACUUAAGCAACUCUUGCACAAGUUCCAAAAGAGUCAAAUAUUUCUGGGACUACGAAGCAAAGCAGUUAUGGGCCCAAUUUGAUUUAAAUGUUUCUUAAAUUGUAUUUCAUAUUCACAACUCAUAUUUUGAGCAUUCAGUGCCCCUUGAAAAUGGAACCAAGGAUUUUUUAUUAUAUAGUCGAUAUAAAUUUGGCACCUUCGGGCACCCCCUCUCAAAAAGCUUGCCAGGUGAGUACAUGCCUCCCACACAUCCAACACACCACUGCUUUCAAUUGCGAAUUAUACAUGUAUAUGAUCAUUUAAUUUACAUUCAGAAUUUACCAAAAAGUCCAAAGUGUAUUUAUUAGCCUGUUCACAGCCUGUCUUUGGUUAACUGAAUAAGAUCAAAUUCAUAAAAUCGGGUUGCGGCCUAUUCAGUCUGCAUGUAUAACUUCUAUGUCCACUGUACAUAGGAGUUAUACAUGCAGGCUGAAUAAGUUCAAAUUACAUGAUUUGAUUGAUUAUUUUUUAUGUAUUGUAUAUAAUUACGGUUUUAUUUAACUUUGUAUAUAAUGCUUUAAUUUGAUGAAUUAUUCUAAUUAAUAAUUUAAUAACAAUCUUUUAAUAUUAUUUUUAUGAUGAUUUUAUUGUAUACUGGUACGCAAUGAAAAGGAACCACUUUUAUAAAAGCAUGACUGUAAAUCUUGUUUAAAUCUAGCAAUUCCGAAUUGAACAUCAGAUCAGGACCAUAAUAACAUGUACAAUUUACUACAAAUGACAAUUUCAUGAUUGCAUAAAUGCACACAAAUAGCCAUUCAGAUGCUUGUAUCCUCCAGGAAGUGACAGAAGUUGACACACACACUACCUUUUGUGUCUCCGUUUCACUGUAAAGUAAAGUUAUUAUGGCCUUUUUGGGUUGUUCUUCUUUCAGAUGCAUCAUGUCUUGUCAGCUCUUCCAUUCAAAUCAGUUGUUCAUUUUCAUUGGAUUUAAGUAUAUUUUAUCUGUGUCUGAUGCGUUAAUAUCAUUAAGUAUUCUGAUAAUUAUUUAUUGCAAACUAGUUAUGCCUAUCAUUAUGUAUCUUAUUUCCAUUCCAGAUUAAGUGAUACAUUUAAAUAAUAUUCAAAAAAUGUUUUAACAUUU
This is a messenger RNA of Patella vulgata (common limpet), 6941 nucleotides long. Its product is annotated as glycoprotein-N-acetylgalactosamine 3-beta-galactosyltransferase 1. The record is from RefSeq and is a predicted model, not a curated record. The transcript is spliced from 3 exons. Gene Ontology annotation, molecular function: N-acetylgalactosaminide beta-1,3-galactosyltransferase activity. Gene Ontology annotation, cellular component: membrane. Bases 15 to 1184 code for a protein of 389 amino acids. Lineage: Eukaryota; Metazoa; Mollusca; Gastropoda; Patellidae.